GUGGAGGAUGUGCUGAGCAUGACCAUGCUCCGGCCACACGAAGAGCUCCUGAAUGCACGUACCUUGGUACAGUACGAGGGGGGCAGUCAGGGGAGCGUCAUGUUCAUCUCGCACCAAUGGGCUGGCUCGGACCAUCCUGAUCCCUUCUUUGAGCAGUUCAAGAUCUUGCAGGAGGCCUUAAGGAAGAUGAUGUCCAACGCCUCUGGGGUCAGUGCCAACAUCUUGGUCGAGAUGAUGUACGCACAAGACACCAAGGGGGUCACAGCCAAAGAGCUCACCUCCCAGCCGCUCUUUCUUUGGUACGACUACUUCUCCUGCCCUCAGAUUGAAGCACAGAUGGGCAAAACAAGAGAACAGGCCAUCAGCAGCAUCGCGGCUUAUGUUGAGAAGUGCCAGUACUUCGUGGUCCUCUGCCCACAUGUCAGACACGCCGAGAAUGAGGCGCUCACGAAGAAAAGCUGGGAAAGCCGCGGCUGGUGCAGACUAGAGCGCGCCGCAGAGGGGCUGAGGCUCCAGGGGAAGACCGGCUUGUCCAUCGAAGUCCACAGCGGCUCCUACCAGGCGCUCGGGCCCCAUUGGGACUGGCUCCGGAUUCCCGUGGGCGAAGGCCAGUUCCGAAAGGACGAAGACCGGUCGAAGCUGGCCGAAGUCUUGUGUGUCAUGUUGGCCAACAAGCUGAACUACUUCCUGCUGCAGGAGGACUUCUGCAACUACCGCAUCCUGCUGAACCUGCAGAGGCUGCAGCUCCGCGGCUUGUCUGCUACGCCCAAGGAGGACUUUGUGCCGGGCUUCGUCUCCAACACGAAAGACCCAGCGGUGUUGACAGUGGAGCGCUUCAUGUAUCAGAACGGCUUUCUUUCCAUCCAAGCGCCCGACUCUGCGGGCUGGCCUCCGCUUUGCUAUGCGGCCCUGGAUGGCAGCCCUAUGCUGGUGGCGAGCCUUUUGGAGCAAAGAGCCGAGGUGAACAGCUGCAGCACCAAGUUCGACAAGCUCUUCAACUUCCCUCCCAGGAUGAGCGCCCUGUCGAUCUGCGUGGCGCUGAUGAACAACGAUGCCUGCCGUGUGCUGAUCGAGGCCAAGGCAGAUCUUCAUGCGGAG
Molecule: messenger RNA, 1098 nt
Organism: Symbiodinium necroappetens
Lineage: Eukaryota; Dinophyceae; Suessiales; Symbiodiniaceae
Source: the annotation of a GenBank genome assembly